UCUCAUAACCUCUAAGUGCUUCUGAAAUAGUGCCAUCAAUAACUUCGCCAUCUUCUUGCAAUUUGUAAAUAAGCGAUUGCAAAUUUAUUAUCUCUCGUUAAAAAAGUGAUAUUUUUGGAUAGGUGUUUUCAGCUACAAGUGUUUUCCAGCUACAUAUUAAUAAAGAUGACAUCAGCAUUGGAAUCAAUGGUAGUUGACGAAAAACAGCUUCCCGAAAAGCCGGUGGACAGAGAGAAAACAUGUCCGCUUUUACUGCGAGUAUUCUGUAACACUGGUCGUCAUCAUAAUAUAAUGGAAUACAGCAGAGGAAAUGUUCCUUCAAACGAACUGCAAAUAUAUACAUGGAUGGAUGCUACUUUGCGAGAAAUUACAGGCUUAGUUAAAGAAGUAAACCCAGAUGCUCGCAGCAAAGGAACAUAUUUUGAUUUUUCACUAGUGACUCCUGAAUUACGUAACUCUGGUUAUCGUAUGCGUGAGAUUGGUGUUACCUGUUCUGGUCAGAAAGGUGCAGAUGAUAAUAAAACACUUGCCCAAGCAAGAUUUACAAUAGGAGAUUAUUUGGAUAUAUCAAUAACACCUCCAAACAGAAUGAUGCAACCAGCAAUAAGACGUGGUGGUUUACGUCAAUAUUAAUAUAUUAAUUCCUAAGUAUAUAUUACGAUAAAAACAUGUUCAUUAUAAGUAACAUAGAUGACACUUCCAUAAAGUUUCUAAAUUUUUAUUUUAGUAAAUAAUUAAAAUAAAAAACUGUUUUUUAUUUUUUUAAAUUUUGCUACAUUAAAUAUUAACUUUUGCUUAUGUACCAAGUAAUAAAGACCUUUAAAUAUUCAAUUA
Messenger RNA from Linepithema humile (Argentine ant), 834 nucleotides. RefSeq names its product histone deacetylase complex subunit SAP18 (gene Bin1). Gene Ontology annotation, molecular function: transcription corepressor activity; transcription factor binding. The record is from RefSeq and is a predicted model, not a curated record. NCBI's taxonomy places the organism in Eukaryota, Metazoa, Arthropoda, Insecta, Hymenoptera, Formicidae. Gene Ontology annotation, biological process: negative regulation of DNA-templated transcription. Gene Ontology annotation, cellular component: nucleus.